UUAUGGUUUGAGUGUAAAACUUGAAUUAUGGUGUAUAACGUUUGAAUAAAAUAAUCAUUCAGACUUAUUUAUAUGAAUGGUGCCAAUCAGUCUGGAAAGCAUUGUAUUAAUGGUACAAAAUCCAUACCACACAAGUGACAGUGUUUAACCUGAAAGGUAUCGUAUAACACUUCUUUUCCUCUUAAAGUGUAGCAUGCCUCAGAGAGGAAAUGGGCCAUGUAUUGCAGGAAAGGUUAAUAUCCAUGCAGUGAGUCUUACUGCAAUUGUGUUCUAGAGCAACCACUAUUUCCUCAAAGCAGCAUUAGAAUAUAAACACUGUGUAAUAAAUGAAACCACCAAGGAACAAAUGGAGUAGGAGUUUGAACACACAGUAAACCCCAACACAUUCAUGCCCAGCACCUUAUGUCUAUCAGCAUCUGUGUUGCAAUCAGAUUGUUGCAAUAUUUAGAGGAAGCAACAUGCAUACGUGUGCAUGAAGACUUUCUUUAACCCGCCUCUACUGAUUUCGUUGAUCAUAAAAGAGAACACUCCUCCCUACUUGUUUCAAAUACCAGUUCUUGCUUCCUUCCCAAAUAUAGUGUGGAGUAUUCUCUCCUACCUUUGGCUCAUCGCUGUCCGCAGGCAGACUGCUGCAAUUACAGAAAUCCAAUGGACGCGUUGCGGGUGCUGCAGAUGGUAUUGACCAUGCUGAUCUUCUUGGUGGGUGUAACGCUGAAUGGCCUGGUAGUUUGGGUGCUGGGAUUGCGCAGGAGGCUAAGGAGUGGAUCCACAGGAGGUGAAACACAGGGUGCUGGAAGCUUCCGGAUAUACGUCGUGAACCUGGCUCUGGCUGACCUAAUGUUAAUUUUGCGCAUACCUGUCAUGCUAGGCUAUCUAGCGAACAACUCUAGCUGGCCCUUUGAGAAGGCAGUGUGCCAGUUGGUUAUGGUCCUGCGCUGCCUAGGAUUAUAUGCAGGGGCCUUUUUGCUGAGUGCCAUUGCCCUGGAACGGUGCUUGUGCAUAUUACAGCCUGUCUGGGCUCGAAUGAGACGCCCACGCUGGGUGGUGCCACUUGUCUGCAUCUUGCUAUGGGCAUUGGCUUCUGCCCUCUCUGUGCCUUACAUUACAGCUGCUGGACUCAAAGAUGUUAAAAAUAGGACCCAGUGCAAAGAAAAUGUUAACGACACUGGACGAACGAUGCUGCUUGUGGUGGAGUCGGUGGCAGGUUUCCUGCUUCCUUUGGUAAUUUUCAUAUCCUGCAAUCUGGCUAUUAUUAUUACCGCAAAAAGGGCCGAGAGUGGGUCAUCAGUGUCCAGUGCACCUGCCUCCACACCUAGUUCCCCUACUGGAACUAUUUACACAGCACAGAGACUGACCCGCCUCUACCGGAUCCUCUUCUUAACCAUGAUCCUGUUUCUUACUUGUUGGGUGCCGUACUUCACCUGCCGCUUCCUCAAAGCACUGGCUACUGUACGGCCUAGUUUAGUCAACCUUCAAGCAGGAGCAGAAGGGGGCAUAUACGUGGCAUUGUAUCUGGUGUACCUCAAGAGCGCGCUCAACCCAAUUUUGUACGUAUUCGCUGCUCGCGGACUGAGCCGCACUCUCCGUGCCUCACUGCUCUCAACAAUCGCGCGGGUCUUUAACGAGGAUGUGUCCGAAUCCCUGCGCAGGAAGUCCUUGCGGAGAAAAGACUCGCAGAUCUGAGGACAUUUUAGUAAUAACUUCGACGAUGGAUAUUACAAAACUCGCUUGCUCUCUUGAGGAAGCUGUGGUCAAAACUAAACAAGUGAAACAAGUGCCUGACAAGCAGUCUAUCUGAACAUCUGAGGAUGUAAGAGACAGGAUAUGGGCCUCAAAUAUUAAGUUCAUAUCAUUCCAUACCAGAAAGCAGAUACGGACCAAAUGGUGAACUAUUAAGAUUUCCUCCACUCUCUUCAAUCCUGAGAGUCACUGUUCAGUGAUGAUUAUUAAUUAUUCAUUGAAUUUAUUCUUAAAAGAAACGUUAACUCAAACUGCACAUCUACUGAAGAGAAGGCAUACAGUUAUAUAACUCAUUUUAGCUUGUGGGGAAAAAACAAAAAAACAGCAGCACUCACUUCUUUUCUUGCUCAACAUUUUUCAGUGACAUUCAUCAAAGAAAUCCAGUGUAAAACUAGUGGACAUAUCUAUGAGAUAUCAUGAAUAGCUUUGAUCAAGGACAAUGGUACUAGAUGAUCGAUGAAGCUUUGGAACCUUUGUUUGAGCAGAGUGUACAGAUGAGGAGGUGAGCGAUCUGGAAAGACUGAAGGACUAAAGUACCAAAGUACCGCUGCGUCAGCCUCUUUAGGAUGAGAUCUGGCGAGGCCUAAAUCUCGCAAUGUUAGGUUAUGUUAUGUUAAGACUAUUUUAAAGUGUUUCAUUAUUAAAAGGAUAUACUUCUGUUGUGAUGUCAUAAAUUUCAUUAAAAUACUGAAACAACUUGCACAA
Messenger RNA from Ictalurus furcatus (blue catfish), 2445 nucleotides. RefSeq names its product C3a anaphylatoxin chemotactic receptor. Gene Ontology annotation, cellular component: plasma membrane. The record is from RefSeq and is a predicted model, not a curated record. Bases 649 to 1683 code for a protein of 344 amino acids. The transcript has 2 exons. Lineage: Eukaryota; Metazoa; Chordata; Actinopteri; Siluriformes; Ictaluridae. Gene Ontology annotation, molecular function: G protein-coupled receptor activity; complement component C5a receptor activity. Gene Ontology annotation, biological process: phospholipase C-activating G protein-coupled receptor signaling pathway; positive regulation of cytosolic calcium ion concentration; inflammatory response.